CUCAGCUAAUAAGUAGCACCCAUAAGUAAGAAAGAGUUAAAGAAUACACCAUCAUGCUGCUGUUAACAUUUCUAUUUAUCGCCAUAUUCCAAACUGGGCAUGGUCAGAUAGUGCCCAGCACUGGACAUCAGCCCGCUGACCACACCAGUCUACUAUUGCAAGUCCAGAACUAUCUUCUUCAACUCCAAUCCUCUGCUGCUGACCAAAAACAAAGCCUGAUGGACAUCCAAGCCAGUGUCGCUGACCUCAAGUCAAAAGAUGCCCAGAUUGAAAAGAACUUGACACAGCAAGAUACAACUACUAGCAGCCAACUGCAGUUCCUACAGCAACAGCUGGCCAGUGCUGGAGACCAGACAGCCAACCUCACGACACAACUAAAGAAAUUAGAAACUAUUAUGAAUGCACUGCAGAUGAAAAAUUCUGAUCAACAAAUUCUGAUUAAUACUGCAAAGUCCUCCCUGGAUGUACUUUCCAGUAAUAUCUCUAGUAUAAGUUCUAGGCUUUCAAACCAAGUCAUUUCUAUAAAAUCACUAGGGUCAAGUAUGAAGCAACUAGAAGCCUCAGUUAAAAAUACAGAGAUACAAAAUGGUGAAUUGAAGAACAAAACUGCAGCUUUGAAAUUAGAAAAUGCUCUGCUCAAAAAAAGGAUGGACUUAUUGAUAAAACUGGAUGGUUUUGUGGCAUACCAGUCUUCCUGGUAUAAAUACAUCAGCCAACCUGCACCAUGGCACAAAGCUGAGGAACUCUGCCAGUUGAUCCACCCUCAGGCUCACUUGGCAGAUAUUCUGUCACAAGCAGAGAAUGACUUCAUCUUAGGACUGGCACCCACAGGUACAAACGAAGUGUUUGUAGGAGGACAUGAUAUUGUAAAGGAAGGUGUAUGGAAGUGGACAACUGGGCAACAAUUGACAUAUACCAAAUGGAAUAACGGAGAGCCGAACAGCUACAAAGGCAUGGAAGAAGACUGUAUUUUGAUGAUGGUUAAUGCAGGGGGAGCAUGGAAUGAUGAUUCCUGUGAUAAAUCUUAUUCAUUUGUGUGUAAAAUAAAGGGUUAAAUGGUUCAACGUAAUGCUGAUCUCAGAUAAUUUUCAUUUUCAAUGACUGAUAAUAUUUUUAAUUUAAGACACUCAUAGUGAUUGCAACUCUGACCAGUUGAACUUGAAAUUCAAUGCUACCUUAGGGAUCGUUUCUGAUACAUGGAUAAAUAAUGGGAACAACUAAAUUCAAAGACACUCACUAUGACAACAGUAUGUCAUUCUUAGUUACUUACAAUUUGUAGCUCAUAUCAUGUAAUUGAGACUUAUUCACAUAAUUCUUAUCAUUUACUAAUAACUUAAAGGUCUUUUCAAACUUACCCAAUUUGGGACACUUUGAAAGGUCCCAAUGUGUAAUUUUGUUAAUAAGUGUUAUACUCCCUUUCAAAAGAUCUUCACAGAUACACUUCUUGCUGUUUAUUUUUGUAAGUGGUACAGUGGUACAUAGAAUACUGCCUGGCAUGAAAAGGGACCAAGAUAAAACAAUCAACUUAUCUUACCUGAUACCAUUUGAUUAAAUAUAUUUUUACCUGAAAGUUCUUCAU
This is a messenger RNA of Lingula anatina, 1579 nucleotides long. RefSeq lists its product as uncharacterized. NCBI's taxonomy places the organism in Eukaryota, Metazoa, Brachiopoda, Lingulata, Lingulida, Lingulidae. The record is from RefSeq and is a predicted model, not a curated record.